Xiphias gladius (swordfish) is the source of this 2585-nucleotide messenger RNA. RefSeq names its product zinc finger protein 771-like. Gene Ontology annotation, biological process: regulation of transcription by RNA polymerase II. The coding region runs from base 165 to 1484 and encodes 439 amino acids. The record is from RefSeq and is a predicted model, not a curated record. The transcript is spliced from 3 exons. NCBI's taxonomy places the organism in Eukaryota, Metazoa, Chordata, Actinopteri, Istiophoriformes, Xiphiidae. Gene Ontology annotation, cellular component: nucleus. Gene Ontology annotation, molecular function: RNA polymerase II cis-regulatory region sequence-specific DNA binding; DNA-binding transcription factor activity, RNA polymerase II-specific.
CGGAACUCAAUGCCCACUCACUUCCACCGCCGGAACUUCACAUCGUGACACCCAGCGGAAGUAAAAAAAGAAAGCGCCAGUAGCGUUCGCUUUAUGCACGUGCGAGAGUAUUCGAUGGUGUAGUCGUGCCUGCCGAUAAAUAUUUCAGUGGUAGUGAAACAACAAUGUCAUCAGUUCGGCAUUUGAGGGAAUUGGUCGUAGAUCGACUAACUGCUGCUGCGGAAGAAAUAAUUGAAGUCUUUCAAAAAACUAUCGUCGAGUACGAGGAGGAGAUCAAUCGUCAGCGCAGACUGCUGGAUACCGUUUGGAAACCCGAAAUAAGGUUACACAGGAUAGAACUCCCACAGCAACAUGUCCGUAAGGGGAAGGAGAUUAAAGAGGAACAGGAGGAGGAACUCUGCACGAGGCAGGAGGGAGAGCAGCUUGCACUGAAGCAGGAGACCGAUACCUUCAUGUUGACUCCUACUUAUGAGGACAGUGACCACCGUGAACCAGAACCUAACUGCGACCACCGUCUCCUCGCUCCCGACUCUCCUGUAGCUGAGAGCCACGAUAAGAAAGGAAGCAAGCAUGUGGACCCAGGAUCAACUAGAAAUGCAGAGUCGAAGCCAAAGAAGAGACGUCACAAAAAAACAAGUUACAGCAAGAAUGAAUGUAACUCUCCUACGACAAAGAGUCACUGUAACACUCACACAGAACUCCCACAGCAACAUGUCUAUAAGGAGGAGGAGAUUAAAGAGGAACAGGAGGAAGAACUCUGCACCAGUCAGGAGGGAGAGCAGCUUGCACUGAAGCAGGAGACUGAUACCUUCAUUUUGACUCCUACUUAUGAGGAAAGGGACCAGAGUGAACCAGGACCAAACAGUGACCACACGCUCCUCUCAGGUAAAAAGCCUUUGAAAUGUGACACUUGUGGGAAAGCUUUUCAGUGGAAGUCCCUGUUGAUUAUACAUCUGAGGACCCACACAGGUGAGAAGCCGUAUGCGUGCGACACCUGCGGGAAAAGAUUCAGUCACAAAUCAUCAUGGAAUGCUCAUUUAAAAAUCCACACAGGUGAGAAGCUGCAUGUUUGCGACACCUGUGGGAAAAGAUUCAGUCACAAAUCAUCAUUGAAUGAUCAUUUAAAAAUCCACACAGGUGAGAAGGAAUAUUCUUGCAACACAUGUGGGAAAGGUCUCAGAAGUAUUAAGGCCUUGGUGGUCCACAUGAGAACACACACAGGUGAGAAGCCCUACCCCUGCAACACCUGUGGGAAAAAAUUUAGUGACAAGCCAGUAUUGAAAAGGCACAUGAGAAUCCACACAGGUGAGAAGCCGUACCUCUGCAACACCUGUGGGAAAAGAUUUAGCGACAAGGCAGUAUUGAUAAGGCACGUUAGAAUCCACACAGGUGAGAAGCCGUACCUCUGCAACACCUGUGGGAAAAGAUUCUAUCGGGCGGCACACUUGCGAAUGCACUUAAGAAUUCAUACAGAUAAAAGUUGAAUACUUACAGAACAUGUGGGAGAGCUUUCAGACUUAGUUGUAAAUUGACAGUCCACAUGAGAAGGGCCCAUACUGGUCAGUAGCCAUGUUACUGCAAUACCUGAAGGAAUGAGUCUCAGUUGGGAAGGCAUGUAAAGUGACAUACAGGCAAGAAGCAUUGUAUUUGCAAAAUAUGUAGGAUUCAGUUGUAGUGGUUCCUUGACCCAAAGAAGUGAAGAGUCACAUAAUUGCAGCUCUUAUGGGAAAUGUUUUUCUGAUAUCACACAGUUCAAAAAAUUUAUGGGAAAUGUUUUUCUGAUAUCACACAGUUGAAAAAACACAAUCUGUUUAUACAGGAGAAACCAUCAAGACGAAAGUUGUUCACCAACUGAAUGAAAUACACUUUUGCAAUAGCUACAUCUUUGUAAUUGAAUGUUUAAAAUUUCCCAUUGAGAAGAGGUCAUAGUAUCUGAGUUUAAGGUCGUACAUUGUCAACACCACCAUCAGGUUUUGAUAAACUAUCCUAAUUUUUUCCUUCAUAUGACUGUAUUAAUCAUAUUUCUGUUUCCGGCAGUAAGUCUUUGAAACAACUCUAAUCUCCAAAUUCUUGGAAGGAUUUUUGGUUUAUGGGGAGUGCAUAGUUCCCACAAAUGUAAGUGAUUGACAUCUGAAAUUAAUAUUAUUUGUGGCUGGACCGCAACAGUGGAGCCAGCGCUGUAAUCGGGAAUGUCUGUGACUGACUGAGAGAGUGAGUGAUAAAGUUUCACCAGUGCCCGACCAGAUGCCAUGUGACUGAGUGCUGAAGCUACGCCAUUGGUCUGCCAGUGGAGUGUUGGAGUUUCCCCAUUAGCCGUUGCUCUUUCGAAAUGGAUUGGCCCAAACAGUCUCUAUUGCGUCAUCAGGGGGACAUUCACAGGCAGUGCUGCCAACGCCUUUGUUGCUAGAUUUACCGACUUUUCACACCCCGUUAGUGAGUUUUCUUCACAAAAGCACCUGGCGACAAACUUCAGCUACUUUCCGUUGAAGAGAGUCGCCAGUAUUGCCCCAUGAGCGCUAGGUUGGGCUUUCCCUCUGUAGGCACGCCUCUCUGUGUCUCAUUUGAAUUGACCGCAAAGGAGCUGA